AUGUCCUCCCCCCGAUCCGCCGUGCACAUCCCUACAACCCCGGCUGUCCUUGACAGCGUCCGUCUCCGCAACAUCGAGCUCCCCCUCCCCGCUGCCCCAGACCCGUGGCAUCGCCCCGACAAGCCGCAGCCCUGCACAGCAAGCCUCAAGCUAUCCUACUCCUCCGCCAUCGCUGCCGCAGAACAAGAUGAUGUGUCGCUCUCCCUUGACUACGGCAAGCUCUUCCGACGCUUGGAAACUGACGUCCGUGAAAUGGCCCACCACACCACCUCCCCGGAGCACCCGCAUCACCGCAUGGUCAGUGUCGAAGGCACGCAGCGCGAGGAGAUGAAGAUCAGCGCCGUGGGCCAGGACCCGCGCGUUACGGCCGGUAUUGUCGCGAACUGUGGUCUGGGCCUGUUGGACGAGACAGCCGCCGGUGUGCGCCGCAUGGCGCAUGUGCAUCAGAGCCCGCGGAAUAGCUUCUCAGUUGCGGCCGAGUAUGGCCGGUGCGAGGUGUGGCUGCAUCUUCCCAAGGCGUUACUGCGUGCAGAGGAGGGCCUCAAGUAUCGGAGCGUUACGGUGUGGGGGUACAAGGAUGGUGCGGAUGCGGAGGCCUUGGAUUCUGAGUCGCGGUGUCCCGUGGUGUUGGAGGAGGAGUUCCGUAUCGAGGGGAUUCGCUGCUACUGUAUUCUCGGUGUGAAUUCGCAUGAGCGUGUUGAGAAGCAGGCUGUUAUUAUUUCUCUGGGCUUUUCGGGUCCUGGCCAGUUGGCUUGGGGGUCGACCGUGGUCGAUACGUAUGUGGCUCUGACGCGGGCUGUUGCGGAGAAAGUCGAUGAAACCACUUUCCAGACUGUUGAAGCUCUGGCUACCUUUAUCGCUCGUAUCGUGACGGUGGAGUUUGGCAAUGAGCGCGUCACCGUUCGUGUCGAAAAGCCUAGCGCGUUGGCGUUUGUUGAGCGCUCUGGUGUCGAGAUUACUCGGUCCCAAGCGUUCUUCAAGAACCACGACGUGGCGCGCAGGUAA
Messenger RNA from Penicillium cataractarum, 1005 nucleotides. Its product is annotated as dihydroneopterin aldolase family protein. The coding region runs from base 1 to 1005 and encodes 334 amino acids. Gene Ontology annotation, biological process: folic acid-containing compound metabolic process. Lineage: Eukaryota; Fungi; Ascomycota; Eurotiomycetes; Eurotiales; Aspergillaceae. The transcript is spliced from 3 exons. Gene Ontology annotation, cellular component: cytoplasm. Gene Ontology annotation, molecular function: dihydroneopterin aldolase activity. The record is from RefSeq and is a predicted model, not a curated record.